UUACCUAUCUGUCGCAUCUCUCCCGACAAAAAUAUCAACCACCAAAUUAAAAAAAAAUGGUUCAAUAUUUCCCCUCUAUCAAACCAGAAUUCGCUGAGUGGGCAAUUGCUCAACCGGUUUUUUUUACGGCGUCGGCGCCGAGAUGGGGGAGACAUGUUAAUGUUAGUCCGAAAGGGUUGUUGUGAGUUUGAAUUUUCUUUUGGGGGAGUCUUUCUUUCGGGUCUAGGGGAGGUGGAGAGGGAGGGAGAUGAUGGGUGUUUGUGGGAGUGGAAGAGUAAUUUUUGGGGAAUGAGGAGGAGAGCGGAAGGGGAGGGAUGGAUGAGGUGAAAUAUUUAUUUAUUAAUUAAUGAUGUGAUGAGUUUAGGGAUGCGACGUUUACGGUUUUGGGACCGAAUAGUUGUGCUUAGUGAGUUUUUUUGGUUUCUUUUUCUUUUGUUGUCUUUCCUUAUUAUUAUUAUUAUUAUUAUUAUUAUAUUAGAUGUGUUUGUUUGGAGUAGAAAGCUUUGGGAAAGGUGCUUGGGGUUUGUGAUGGGGAAUUAGGAGAUGGGAAAAGGUAUCUGUGGUUGGGAUGAUGAAUGAUUCCAGGAAUUGGAAGCGGAUGACACUUGGGAUGGUUGUGGUUUUGUCUGAGGCUUGGGAUUUAUGUUGCAGUCCUUUCAUCUUUAUUUCCGCGCGCGUUUUUCUACUUCUAUUACCUACAUAGACGUAAUGAUUUUUGGGAUGGUAGUUCUGACACUCCUUCAGUAUCGAUGCAACGGGGUCUGGUAUCGAGACAAUAAGUCAUAUAUAUGGUUCGUUGUUCACUUCUCUUCCCCCUCUCUACCUCUCUGAUAAACCUACCUAUACUCUCCCUCUUGCUCCUCCUCAUUUCCCUUCUCCAUCCUCACUAACACCAUCAAGAAAAUGGCCGCGUAACAAUAAUGUUCUGUUCCUUCACCUCCACUCCCCGCAUCAUGCGUUUCUUUUGCACAGGUCAUGUAAUUGAAUGGAACACACCUCAAUUCUCCUCUCUCUUAUCUAAGAUGGGAAAAGCAAGAGUAGAUGGUGCCAGAGCUAUUAUUUUACUGGACGUAUGGAAGGUAUGUUAUCUCUCCUCCGGCCUCAAACUCGUGAAAUUUCGCAACAUUUCCAUUAUACCAUUUGUUCUUGACUUCAAGAAGAAGCAACUCGAUUAGCAGAAGAAAAUAAAAGGAAACAACCAUGACAAUAAAUUAACAAACCUCCCCUACAGGUCCAAACAUCCUGUGGCUACGGCGUCCCCACCCACACACCCCUCAGCACACAAAUAGAAAAUCCCUCCCAAGGACCCUGGACCAGCCGUCAAACCCUCGGUCAUUGGGCUAGUCAAAAAGUAGCGAAGUCGGAAAUGCAAGAUUAUCAAGUUCUUAACAAUAGUUAUUCGCUCGAUGCACUUCCGGGGUUGAAAAGUGCGAGGAAUCAGAGGUUUGGAGGGAAUGUGGUGAGGGUGAGAGGUGACGAGCUGGUGUUUUGGGGAAGGGAUUGUGAGGGGGUGGAUGGGUUUGGUGAUGGGAUUGUUGAUGGGGUUUUGGUGGGGGUUUGGAUGAGUGGUCUUUGGGGAGGGACUGGGUUUGGGUUUGGGUUUGGGUUUGAGAUGUGGUUAGUAGGAUUGGAGGGGUCAGAAUAUGACGGGGAGGAAUCAUGUGAAUGUUGAGCUGUGAGAGAGGGAGGGAGGUAAUUUAGUAUUAUUGCCCUACCAGUCCUUCUACUAUCCCCAUCUUUUCCAAUAAUCAAGAGUCAAGAGUCAAGAGUACCUCGAUACCACGUGCACCAUACCCAAUACCCAAUUCCCAAAUCGUAAAAGAAGUACACACACAUAUACCUAGGAGUAAUCACUAAACC
Molecule: messenger RNA, 1860 nt
Organism: Sclerotinia trifoliorum
Lineage: Eukaryota; Fungi; Ascomycota; Leotiomycetes; Helotiales; Sclerotiniaceae
Source: the annotation of a GenBank genome assembly